Lodderomyces margitis is the source of this 1680-nucleotide messenger RNA. RefSeq names its product Pbp2p (gene PBP2). Gene Ontology annotation, biological process: regulation of gene expression. Gene Ontology annotation, cellular component: cytoplasm; nucleus. Lineage: Eukaryota; Fungi; Ascomycota; Pichiomycetes; Serinales; Debaryomycetaceae. The record is from RefSeq and is a predicted model, not a curated record. Bases 1 to 1680 code for a protein of 559 amino acids. Gene Ontology annotation, molecular function: mRNA binding. The transcript has a single exon.
AUGUCAGAUUCUACAACUUUAGAGAACGGUAACAACGCGUUGAAACGUAAGAAUGAGGAUUUGAAUAAUGAUGCUGAAGAGACGGAGAACAAUUCUGUUUCAAAUAACAAAAGAGUUGCUCUAGACAGCGAGCAAUUGGAGAAGGAGGAGGCUUCUAAUGCGGUGAUUGCUCCGAAAGUUGAAAUAUUUGGCAAAGACAAGCAGCUGGAUGAAGAGCAAAAGGAAGAGCAAAACGAGGCGAAUGAUGAGCAAAAGCAUGAAAAGGAAGAGCAUGAGGAUAAUGAGCAGCAUGCAGGUAAUGAGAAUGAGGAUGCUGAAUCAAAAGCCAAUGCCGAUGAGGAACCUGCAAAGGAAUACAACGAAGAGCCCAAGAAAGUACUGCAAGACGAUGUUGAAAAGUUUUUAGAAGAGGCCGCCCUUUUAACUAAGCUAAGCCAAGCACCACUGGAACCGCAAUCACAACCACAGCCACAACCACAGCCACAGUCUGAAGAACCUACCCAUACAUCCAAGCCCAUCUCAAGUCACAAAGAAAACGAGCUGGAUCCAUCUUUUGUAUCCUUUAGGAUGUAUUGCCCCGUCAAAGAAGCGAGCACCAUUGUGGGUAAACAGGGUGCUAAAAUCAACCACUUGAGAGAGAAGGCUAAUGUGAAAAUACAAAUAAGUGACAACUUGAAAGGAGUUCCAGAAAGAAUUAUAACAAUCAAGGGUACGGCGGAAAAUGUGGCAAAAGCGUUUGGCCUUGUUGUUAGAACAAUCUUGGGCGAGGACGAAGACACACCUGCAAAUAUGAACAGUCAACAAUACAACUUGAAGUUACUAGUUCCCAACGCCAUUAUUGGCUACGUAAUUGGCAAACAGGGAUUGAAAUUUAGAGAGAUUGAGGAAAAUUCGGCAGCAAAGUUGAAAGCUGCUGAACAAACAUUGCCAUUUUCGACAGACAGAGUUCUUAGCGUGUUGGGAGUCGCUGAUGCUAUCCAUAUUGCUGUCUAUUUCAUAGCUGAAGUGGUGAUUGAACACAAGGAUAUAUUAAAAAAGAGUAAAAUUGUUUUGUACAAUCCUGCAAAUCAUCAACACGAGGAGAAUCACUUUGGUGGACAGCAGCUGCAACAACAGUUGCAGCAGCCACGCUUUAAUAUGCAACAGCCAGGUUUACCCCCAAACCAAUUUGGUAGCCCAAUAGGAUAUCAAAAGCCGUUCCAGCCCGAUGGCCCUCAGCCACAGCAACCAUACAACUUUUCCAUGAUGUUCCAACCUUCAGUCCAGCCCCAACAGCAAUAUGGAAUGCCGCAGCAAAUGGCACCUCCACCUCUUUCUCAGGGUGUACCUCCUCAAAACCAAUAUACUGAUGAGUACAACAAUAAGAUGAUAGGGGAUGUGAUAAUAAAAGAACCGGUCCUUGCCGGUGACAAGUACAAUCAAGAUGUCUUUGUGGCCAAUUCACUGAUUGGAUCCGUUAUAGGUAAAGGAGGUAACAAUAUCAAGCACAUUAGGGAAAGCAGUGGGUGCUCAUAUGUUAAAAUCGAACCAGAUAGAGGACAAUCGAUUAUGUUGGGAGGAGGCAGAGGUUUAACCAAUAUUAGAAGGCUAACCUUGACUGGAUCAUUGGAAUCUUUUCAAAAGGCAAUUUAUUUGAUCAAUCAAAGGAUAAAUGCUGAUAGGGAGAGGAAUUCAAGAUGA